Messenger RNA from Oncorhynchus gorbuscha (pink salmon), 3727 nucleotides. It is a transcript of the gene cdc42se1, whose product is annotated as CDC42 small effector 1. Gene Ontology annotation, biological process: regulation of Rho protein signal transduction. NCBI's taxonomy places the organism in Eukaryota, Metazoa, Chordata, Actinopteri, Salmoniformes, Salmonidae. Gene Ontology annotation, molecular function: small GTPase binding. The coding region runs from base 432 to 659 and encodes 75 amino acids. The record is from RefSeq and is a predicted model, not a curated record. Gene Ontology annotation, cellular component: plasma membrane. The transcript is spliced from 5 exons.
UAAAAGCCUGAGAACGAGGAGUGUAUAGCCUACCGCAGAACAUAGGAGACGUUUUACAUUACCACAUCGCGACUCAGGAGCUGACCGUUUUAAAGAUAUCAUGUUCGUUUGGGGGAGAAAGCGGAUUCCACACUGAUGUUACGGCCCUACAGUACCUGAGGCAGUGGAAAUCUGGGGAGACGAGCAUCCACAGGAGAUUCAGUGAGAGGGAAGAGGUGACAUUGUAAACGUUAAGAGAAAGGAAUAGAACCGGACUUGGCACUGAGCCUUGGGGACACCCAUCUUUUUUGGGGACUGGACUGGUUGCAACGCCCUCACCAUUCCACCCUAAGCGGCGUUCUUGUUCUCCAACACGUCCUCCUCUGCCUGCAGGGCGUCCAGACAACCAGGGCCUCUGGACCCACUCAGAGCAAAGCAGCAGCACAGUAGGGAUGAGUGAGUUCUGGCACAAGAUUGGCUGCUGCGUAGUGGCCAAACCUCCACCGAGGAAGAAGCGCAGGAAAAUCGACCGCAGCAUGAUCGGCGAGCCCACAAACUUUGUCCACUUGACACACAUUGGCUCUGGGGAGAUGGCAGAGGGCCGGGCCCCGUCGGGGCCGGUCCAGGAUAAGAUGAGGUCAAAAGGACCCAGUGCCAACGGCUGCAAGAGCAUGUUAUAGCUGCUGCCUACCAAGCAUGGAGAACCAUUUCCAUCCUCCUCUAUGCGCCCCUCCAUCCCAAAUCAAAAGCAGUCACUGCAGCGUAACCUGUUUCCAAUGGAGCACUUGGCAAACCUGAGAGCGGACCCUAAUAGAGAGCAGAGAGGCUCUUCCUGACAAACCUGAGAGCGGACCCUAAUAGAGAGCAGAGAGGCUCUUCCUGACAAACCUGAGAGCGGACCCUAAUAGAGAGCAGAGAGGCUCAUCCUGACAAACCUGAGAGCGGACCCUAAUAGAGAGCAGAGAGGCUCUUCCUGACAAACCUGAGAGCGGACCCUAAUAGAGAGCAGAGAGGCUCUUCCUGACAAACCUGAGAGCGGACCCUAAUAGAGAGCAGAGAGGCUCUUCCUGACAAACCUGAGAGCGGACCCUAAUAGAGAGCAGAGAGGCUCUUCCUGACAAACCUGAGAGCGGACCCUAAUAGAGAGCAGAGAGGCUCUUCCUGACGUCUGCAGGAUCUAUUUAGACAAACGGGACGAUGGCCUUUCUGUGGUCACCACAAGAAUCGCCCUGCUCAGAGGAGGAUAGACUGACAUGUUUUUUAUGCUUUUUAAAGAAAAGUAUUUGUCUUUCUGAUGGACUUUGGACUUCCACUUUAUUUCAGCCAACAACGUUACUCUGUCUGUGCCAGCAAGCGUAUGGGAUAGAGCCGGUGAGAGCGUAUGGGAUAGAGCCGGUGAGAGUGUAUGUGAUAGAGCCGGUGAGAGCGUAUGUGAUAGAGCCGGUGAGAGCGUAUGGGAUAGAGCCGGUGAGAGCGUAUGUGAUAGAGCCGGUGAGAGCGUAUGGGAUAGAGCCGGUGAGAGCGUAUGGGAUAGAGCCGGUGAGAGCGUAUGGGAUAGAGCCGGUGAGAGCGUAUGGGAUAGAGCCGGUGAGAGCGUAUGGGAUAGAGCCGGUGAGAGCGUAUGGGAUAGAGCCGGUGAGAGCGUAUGGGAUAGAGCCGGUGAGAGUGUUUAGCUAAAUUUGUUGACUAACAUGGCUGAUUCCAUUUCAGGAAGUGAAGAUUAUGUUCUCAAGGAUCACCUGAAUGUUGCAAACCAUUGACCUACUGCCAAACACACUAUUUUGUGUAUCUGUCUAAUGAAUGAGGAUGCACCUUUAUUUUCCUACAGUGCAUAGUUAAAGGUGUCUUUGUGUGUUUAUAAGUGCAAAAUGCUAUGUGAUUUUGUUGCUGUUUAGAUACUAGUACUGAGUAGUGUUAUUUUGAUUGUACCAGUUGCUAUAGAGCCCCAUUUGGACUGCUACCCAGUUGCCAUAGAACCCCAUUUGGACUGCUACCCAGUUGCCAUAGAGCCCCAUUUGGACUGCUACCCAGUUGAAAUAGAACCACAUUUGGACUGCUACCCAGUUGCCAUAGAACCACAUUUGGACUGCUACCCAGUUGCCAUAGAACCCCAUUUGGACUGCUACCCAGUUGCCAUAGAACCCCAUUUGGACUGCUACCCAGGUGCCAUAGAACCCCAUUUGGACUGCUACCCAGGUGCAAGCAUACAGGUAACUGCCAAGAUAAAGGAAACCCCAGCAUGGUGUCUUAAUAGGUCACUGGGCACCACGAGUCAGAACAGCUUCAAUGCACCUUGGCAUAGAUUCUAGGUGUCUGGAACUCUUGGAGGGAUGUGACAUCAUUCUUCAACCAGAAAUUCCAUCAUUUGGUGUUUUGUUGAUGGUGGUGGAAAACGCCUGUCUCAGGCUCCGCUCCAGAAUCUCCCAUAAUUGUUCAAUUGGGUUGAGAUCUGGUGACUGAGACGGCCAUGGUAUAUGGUUUACAUAGUUUUCAUACUCAUCAAACCAUUGUGACCACUCGUGCCCUGUGGAUGGGGUCAAUGUCAUCCUGGAAGAGACCACUCCCAUCAAGGUCGAUCUGUAUCACCCUACAGUAGGUAGCAGGGGAUCACUCAGAAUAGCUGUGUAUUUACUGGAGUUGACCUUGUCCUCUAUGGGGUUGAGUGGAUGGACCUAAACCAUGCCAGGAAAAUGCACCUCCACACCAUAAGAGCUGCCAAUAAGUACCCUCAUUUACUGGUGUGUCCUUUUAUUUGAGCAGUUACCUGUAGCUGGUCACUGUGAUACACAAUUUACUAGCACCUACUCUGAAAAGCCCUAACUAUUAGUCAGCAGGAAGAGUCUGUUAGUAACAGGGGUGGUUGUUGUUGAAGUUCGAAACACCCUGACCGUUACGGGGCUUUCCAGUGAUCUAUCCUGGAAUUACUGGGGAAUGCCACUCAUUAAAUCAACUGCAUCGAAGGAACAUUCCAUAAGGUAGUUUGUUCUCUUGUCGGGGGGGGGGUCCACCCCCUUGAUCUGAGUGGAAAAUUCCAACCAUUUCACUGUGCAUUUCCCUUGUCAUUUCUAAAUGGCCUCCCACUUGAGCUUGUUGUCGGUGACGUGCACUCCAAGCUGGCUUGUGUCCCACAUGACAUCCACACGAUUCUGAAACCAGGUGGGAGUUUUAAAUAUCUGAUUUAAAUCAUGCAGUAGAAAUGAAAGUUUGUUUCCUGUACACAACUGUAUUUCUGACGUGAUUACUAUACACAAUCUGUUGUGAAUAACUCCUCACUCUGUAGGUUUUUUGCUAAGUGUGUCCAUACGGGGAAAAACUCUGAAAUGGGAUGUUUUUUAAAUCUUGUAUCUUAUGUGAUUUCCUAUACCAGUUAUCCUAUACCAGAACAUAUGGCGUAUGGAUGGUGUUGCACAUGUUGUAUGUUGUCCCUUCACUAAUACCUUAUCUGUUUUAUACACUGGGCUUAAAGUUGACUUAAUGCUGAAGGUGGGACUUUGCAUACUGCUUGGUGGCUUUCCUAUCUUUGGUAGAGCUUGUAAUACUGAGUACAUUCUCAGCCCAACAGAAUGACUGCUGCCUUGAAGUUUCUGGAACAAUGUACAUUGGUAACGUCAGUAACUUGAGUCUGUUGGCAUUUCAGUUUCUUUCCCAUCUUUAUCAUGGUUGUUGUCAGACCAAAACUCAAGUUCAUUAGAAAUGAUUUGUGCAAUCUGUUGAUUUUUCCUGAAAUACAGUUCACAUUCUGAAUAGA